AACCUGGAGGCUGAACGAACACGCGCUUUGCUUUAACUUUAUGCUUUGAGCAGAGACUCCAGUAGUUGCAAACCUUCAAACGAGUGUGCUUGUCCACGUGUUCGUGUCACGUGUCAUUUCUGUAGCCUUCUAAAAGAAACCGAGGAGUUAAAAUAAACAGGAAAGUGUGUCAGAAGACUGGAGCAGGAUAAUAAUUCUGCUCACCUUUGGCUAAAAUGAAGGCAAUUUUUCAUGUAUCUGUAUUACACUAUAGCAGCUGAUGUAAUUAUCUAAACUUUCCAAUAUGCAAUGUAUCACUGUUUUAAGAACUGCUUCCUCUCGGACUCAGCACUUGCCUGUACAGUUUCACAUCUUACGUUUGUUUUCCAGUCAUCUUCCAAAUCAGGUUACUGAAGAUGCAGAAAAACAACUAUCACAUCAGCAGAAUGCUGGUGCCUCAAAAGGAAAACUGAUUCUCAAAGUUCCCAAGGGUACCAGGGAUUUUAGCCCAAAGCAAAUGGCUAUCCGUGAAAAAAUCUUCAGCAUCAUAAUUAGUUGUUUCAAACGUCAUGGAGCAGUAACAAUAGAUACUCCUGUAUUUGAACUAAAGGAACUCUUGCAAGAGAACUAUGGUGAAGAGGCAAAGUUGAUUUAUGAUCUGGAAGAUCAAGGAGGAGAGAUGCUGUCUCUUCGAUAUGACUUAACUGUGCCAUUUGCUCGUUUCUUAGCUAUGAACAAAAUUAAACGAUGUAAACGUUACCACAUUGCAAAAGUCUAUAGGCGUGAUAGUCCGUCCAUAAAGAGAGGACGCUUCAGGGAGUUUAUCCAGUGUGAUUUUGACAUUGCUGGCCAAUAUGAUCCUAUGAUUCCUGAUGCAGAAUGUUUGAAAGUCAUGUAUGAGAUCUUAACUGCCCUGCAAGUUGGAGAUUUCCUUAUCAAAAUCAAUGACAGGCGCAUUUUGCAAGGGAUCUUUACAAUAUGUGGUAUUCCAGAAAUCAAAUUUGAAAGGAUUUGUUCAACUCUUGACAAAUUGGAUAAGAUCUCAUGGGAGGAAGUGAAAAAUGAAAUGAUCCUAGAGGAUGGUAUUUCUCCUGAGUGUGUCAAUUGUAUUAGUGAAUAUGUUCAACUUCAUGGGGGACCAGAUCUCAUUGAGAAGCUUCUCAAGGAUCCAAAACUGGCACAGAACAGAUUGGCUAUGGAAGGACUGGAGGACAUGAAAUUGCUAUUUGAAUACCUUACUCUGUUUGGCAUCAUAGAUCAGGUCUCCUUACAUCUGAGUCUGGCUCGUGGUCUGGCUUAUUACACUGGAGUCAUUUAUGAGGCUGUUUUAUUGUGCCAAAAGCAUAGCCGCCUAAAUGAGUCUCUUAGCUUAACAAGUGUGGCUGGAGGUGGACGCUAUGAUGAGCUUGUAGCAAAGUUUGAUUCAAAAGGACAUAAAGUACCUUGCGUUGGACUCAGUAUUGGUGUUGAAAGGCUCUUCUCUAUCAUAGAGCAGAAUAAUGAGAUGUCCAAGCAGAAAAUCCGCACAACAGAAACACAAGUGUUGGUGGCAACUCCCCAGAAAAAUUUCCUUGCAUUCAAAAUGAAAUUAAUCUCUGAAUUAUGGAAUGCUGGCAUCAAGGCAGAGAUGUUAUAUAAAAAAAAUCCCAGACUACUGGAACAACUGCAAUAUUGCGAAGAAACAGGAAUCCCACUGGCAAUCAUAGUUGGAGAACAAGAACUGAAUGAUGGAAUAGUGAAACUUCGGGAUGUUGUUACUAGAAAAGAGGUUAAUAUUCCUCAAGAGAAUUUUAUAGAGGAGAUCAAGAGAAGAUUGGAAAAAUACAACACUUAAUUUCAUGUAAUUGACAUUUUAUACUGCUCCUAAGGUGGACUUAUACGCUUAUAUAUGCUCUUAUGAAAUACUGCAGGCUUGUGAAGCACCUGGAGUUGUUCAAUAUUUCUUUCCUUUUUUUUGUAAUAAAAUAAUAUUUCACAUUUUAGUCACACAAACCAAGAUUUAGAGAACU
Molecule: messenger RNA, 1988 nt
Organism: Pseudonaja textilis
Lineage: Eukaryota; Metazoa; Chordata; Lepidosauria; Squamata; Elapidae
Source: RefSeq, a predicted model, not a curated record